This is a messenger RNA of Nicrophorus vespilloides, 1466 nucleotides long. Its product is annotated as protein FAM185A-like. The transcript has 4 exons. The coding region runs from base 150 to 1190 and encodes 346 amino acids. NCBI's taxonomy places the organism in Eukaryota, Metazoa, Arthropoda, Insecta, Coleoptera, Silphidae. The record is from RefSeq and is a predicted model, not a curated record.
UGAAUCACAUGGUGCAAUUUAGACAACCAAAUGUAAUCGCUCGAAAUAAGUGGGCGCUGGAUACGAAAAUUUGUUUUGAAGUUUGAGAUAUAACCUAAAAGUGUCGCCGAAAUAUUUGUACGCGUUAUACAAAAUUCUUUUUUCGCAAGAUGUUGAAAAUUGUGAGGCCCCUGGUCUAUUUAGCAACGCGCACUUACUGCAAAAAUCCGGCGCAACUGAAGUACACUGUAUCACCUACAUGCCACCUCAAUGUGACCCUUCCGUACAAGACAGUGGUGAAACCAUUGGAUCCUCUCGAUCAUCCAAACAAUGAUAAAGUCAUCAUCAACUGUCCCGAUCACAAAGACAUCAUUGUCAACCAAAUAGACACAACAAUAAACAUCCAGAACCAGAGCUCAGAAUUCAAGAACAAUGUACUGUGUGAAAUAAUUGCCCCAAUAACAGCAAAUUUAAACAUCACAACAGUUGGAGAUUUAACAGUGGGUAACUUCUGCGGAGAUGCCAUGAGGCUAUUCAGUGACAAGGGUCAUGUUACCAUAGGAAAGAGCAAAAAUGAGUAUAUAACAGCUAAAACGAAUGAUGGGAAUAUUGUGACUGAUGGGGAUGUGCAAGCUGCUAAAGUGGUUCUGAAGUCUACUAAAGGGGAUAUAGUGACAAAUAAAUUGAAGUGUUUGGGUUUGCACUUGGAGAGUAACAGCGGUAAAAUCGUGACCAGUUCUUCGUACUGCGACGAAAGCUACUUUGUCACCAAAACAGGCACUCUGGAUUUGCAGAAUGUCCAUAAGAAUAGUAAAAUCUUGAUGGGCGACAACGGGAUUCUGAAUAUGGUUGGAUUUGAUGGAGUUCUGGACGUUGCGAUGCAGAAAGGCAGCGCGAAUAUCCACAUUUCGCGGUUGGAUAAGAAUUCGCGCAUAGUGAUUCACGAGGAAGGAACUAUGACGCUGUGCGUAUCCGAGGAACUGCUGCAGAGUACAUGUAUAGAGAUCAGCAGCAGAUGUUGCGAAGUGCAGGAAGGAAUCGAACAUCACGAGGACGAGGAGACGGGUUUCAUAUCGAUUAAACCGAAGGGCGAUAAAUUGGAGAACGUCAAAUUGGUAGUCACAUGUCCGAAGUCUCUGGUCAAUGUUAAAGUGGCUAACUGGUCGGAGAUGAUGCAGAAAAUUAUACAGAACAAGGCCCAAAUUAAUUAAUUUAUAUAUUUAAAAAAAUAAUAUAUAUGAUACAAUGAUAUUAACGUAAUGUUUGGAAGUUGAUUAAUUGAUGCUGCUGCAGCUUUGCAUUUCCGACGCGUUUUCGUCUGAGUCAAUGAAAUUGGUUUGCCAAAUCUGAAAUAAAUUACAUUCAUUAUUAAUCUAUAAUACUAAAUUUUACAUAUAAGCACACAAUAAUAUCAAACAUAAAUACCCGAGUUAUUUGUUAUUUAUACAAAUACUAAACGUUUCAAUACUUUGAUAGACAAUUAGAUC